This is a messenger RNA of Pseudogymnoascus destructans, 531 nucleotides long. RefSeq lists its product as uncharacterized. Bases 1 to 528 code for a protein of 175 amino acids. NCBI's taxonomy places the organism in Eukaryota, Fungi, Ascomycota, Leotiomycetes, Thelebolales, Thelebolaceae. The record is from RefSeq and is a predicted model, not a curated record. Gene Ontology annotation, cellular component: mitochondrion. The transcript has 5 exons.
AUGUCGGUUGUUGUUGCCUUCAAGUCCAGAAAGGUGCAAAUCGCAACAGCCUUCAGUCCCACAACAAUGCUCUCACGACGUAUUGGUCGCAUCCAACGCCUUGGGGCUGUCGCCCAAAUAGCUCACCCUGCGAGCGCGAUCCAAAAGCGAUGCCUCUCCCAGGCCGACGUUGAGGAUCCGAACAUGAACGGAGGCUACUUGAACCCACCACCUAUCAAGCGCCAGUUUCGCGACCCCAAUGGAGAUUGGUGGGAUAAACAACAGCGUCGUAACUACGGCGAGCCAGUACAUGAAGACGAUGACAUUCUCGGUCUGUUCUCUCCAGAGGAAUAUACGCACACCAAACCGGCUACUGCCUUCUUCCAGAUCGGCUGCUUCAUCACCGCAGUGUUUGGACUUUGCGGAGUAGUUUACGUUCUUUACCCGGACAAGCAAUCAUACCCGAAGGAGUAUGAAGGAGGAUUGGAGAAGGAGCUCGGUGGGCCAGGAGUUACUAGGGCACGAAAGGCAGGAGACCCAUACCAGUGAUUU